UUUAUUUUCUUUUCCCUUUUUUCUUGGUUUAAAUAUUCACUUCAAACACGUACGUAUGACUACUUGUUAUAAAAAUAAUCGGUAAGCAAAAGAAUCACUUAUGUUUUAUUUGUCUAAACUCAAUACUAUGCCUAUACGCAACGACCUUUCUAAAUCCGUUACUUUCAUCCGGAGAGACAGUAUACAUGUUUUCCAUAUAGAUACGAGCUAGUAAACUGCAUCAUUUCACAAAAAAUGGCUAGAUUUAUUUAGUCACUAUCAUAUUAAAUAGUAGUAUUAAUUAAAUUACAUAUUAAUAACUAACAAAAUAUAAAUUUUAACACUGAAGCUAUUCAAACAGGUACAUGUCAGCUAAAAAUUACAUAUACUAAGAUCGAUUUCAUUGGACCAUAAUAUUUUUAUCCUGAGAUAUGUGAUAAGUCACGUUAGUUUAAGGCUUGCAGUGUCCAGUGGAACUCUAAUCUAAAUAUGCGGUUACAUCUUCGAACGGCUAGGUGGACUGUAUACCAUCGAUCCAUCACUACUAAUAUUAUAGUAUUAUUUAAACAAAUCAAUAUCGGAUAGAUAUUAUAUAAAAUUUUACUGAGGAUGAUAGAUAGGCAUCUAUCAAAUUUGUUUAAGGGAAAGCGAAUGAGUCUGGGCAGGAUGUUCUUGGGAAUAUAUAUAUAUAUUUAUAUAUAUAUAUAUAUAUAAGCAUAGAGUUUGGAAAUAUUUGCAUUAAAGAACCAGAAACUUUUAUAAGAAUGUUCAUGUAAUAUGUAGGAUAUAUAACAUGUUAAAUUUGAUAAUUUUCACUCGUUAUCACAUUACGACAAUUUGUAGUUAGUUAUUAAUUCUUCUGUAGUUAGAAAUAAGCUAAGAAGUUUGGAAUCCUUUAUACAUAUACAGUUGUUAAACAGUUACGAAACUGUCAUAGUUUCCGUAACUAAACUAUUUACACGAAUGUAAUAUUUUUAAGGUUGUGAUCUCUCAAAUGAGAAACUGGAUCUCAAAUUUUGUUUACCUUUUUUUAAUUUUUAGAGUUCUGUAUUGUUUUAUCUGUUUAGAUACUCUCUAAAUAUGGAAUCGCCUUAAUCGAGGACCCGUUCUUAAUAUUAAUUAGAAAUAUAUCAAAAGCUUGAGCCGAAGAAAAUGCACACUGCCUCUCUCUCUAUCUUGAGAGGUGUCAUCGAAGAGCGUAAAUCACGGACUUUGGAAUGAGUACAGUACUGAAGAGUACAAAGUAGAAGAAGAGUGAUGGAGUGUGUUGUUACUUAAACGUCGUCCGAGAGAGUGUGCCUGUGACACUUCCAAACAAAUUUCCUUUUCCUUUUCUUUGCAGACACCCAUGUGCCUCUUUCAUUGUAGUUUUUUCCUACUUUUUCAUUUUUCAUUUUUAAUAAAAAAAACUACUGUUUAUUAAUUUCUGUGUUUUCUGAUCGUUUUUCUUUUCCAACGGUAUGUGCAGUUAAUCCCCAGCCUUCAAUUGUUCUUAUAUAUUGUAAACCAAUACUCUAAAAUACGUCUUGGUAUUUGUAAACCAAAAGAAAAGGAAAACUAUUUAGGACACACAAAAAGAUGAAAACAGGUCUGAGUCACCUUUAUAGUGAGUUCACUUCACAGCAUGAUGUCUGAACUGGGUCUCAAGUACAAUAAUGCAAAACGGAAAUACUCUUUGCAAAAGGAACUUAAUUUUGGUUUUCAUUUUCUCUGUGAGAUUUCACUGGUAAAUGAUGGAUUGCUUCUUGUGGAUAUCUUUUUGUGGACUCAAACUAGUACGAUUCGGAUCCUAGGUUAGAUUAUUAGAAAACGAUUAAAAUCAGUAACGAACAUGAUGCAUUCCAAUUUAUAUUAUUUUUAACUAUGAAAUUUGUAGAUUAUUUUGCUCAAAUAAAAAAUGUAGAAAAACAAACUUUGUUCUACACCAAUGAGUUUAAUGUUCAACAAUAAAAUGGUCAAAUACUAAGAGAACUAAUGAAUUAUAAGUCUAAUAUAUAUGUAUAUGUAUAUAUAUAUAUACAUAUAUAAUAGUAUAUGAUACUAACAACACGAAUGAAUAGAUGGAAUGACUUAAAAUAUAGUACAUAGUCUUGAACCUUUAAUUAUGUUGACAUAUAUAAGCUAAACAGUUUUGUUUUGUUGAAAAACAAAGUUUGAGUAGUUGGACGGUAUGUUUCAACCUAUUUUCAUUAAAUUCUGUUAAUCCGUAUCCCAUGAAUAAAAAGUAGUUGAACAAAGAAAACUCAACGAGAAACUUUUCCCACAUGAUAAUUAGAUGAGAAAAGCUGUAUGUCUAUUAAGCAGUUUACAAAAAAAAAAAGCUGUAUGCCUUUAUCCACUUUUCUUCGAAGCAAGGUAAGGUAAGGCUGAUGUUGCUUCCAGUAGAUGUCUCAUCUACCUAAGACACUGCACUUGUAAUAUCAAUAAACUGAUAAUUUUCUAAUGAAUAUCGUAAAUAUCUAUGGUAAUACCAUAUUGUAAGAUAUUCAUACUGUUAAGUAAAAGAUAAUCUUGCAGACUAUUAUUCUAAGAUAUGCAGGGACACCUUCAAUCUCGUUUCCCGAUAUAUAUAAUCUUUGACUGGAAAGAAAAAAACUAUGUUCAGUUUGCAUUGAUCUCAUCUAGAAAGAAGUAAAGAACUAAUUCUGAUUUCGGACAGUACGAAAUCGAACUUGGAAACUCAUUCUAAAUCUCAAUUAAAAUUUAGCUCGUUUAGAAUAAUCUUUGUAUAUGUAAUUUGAAUAUAACACCCGCGGGGGAAAAAUAUAUAUGCAUCGGAAAGAAAAAUAUGAAACUUAAAUCUUAUCAAAAAUGAUGCGUACAUACGUGUAAUGCUCUGACGCAGUAGCGUUGUGGGCUGCUAACUGGCUCUGUAUACGCUCCCAUUCAAUGUAUUUUCUCAUAUUACCCCCCAAAAACGAAGGGAGAAAGCUGUUGAUAUUUACAUAUUAGCGUAAAAAAUCUGAUUACAUUUUGAGCCUCAAACACAAUCUUUUCGUGUUGGACUCAACCAGUCAGUGAGCUAUUUUAGUCUUUAAAACUUAGCUUCUUUGGUUACCAGAAGAGAUGUUGAAUUUUGACUAAAACAUCAUUUACCGCAUUCAAGUGAAAGUAAAAAGAAAACUCCACAGAAUAUAUUUUCCAUAAUCGACGGGAUUGGUUUAGUCACAAAACUUCGAAAGUUGGAUGGGUAGUCAUAUUCUAAAAUUGAUUAUUACUAUCAUUAAAACAAAACAUGGUUUUGUCUUAAACAAUCCCACAUGCACUGUCUUGGGAGUUAAGACCCAUUCGUUUAGGAGCCACCAAUCUAGGUCCUAAUCAUCUUUGUCCUAAUCGACUCUUAAUUAGAUAAAUAUUUAAACCUUUGAUGAGAUCAACAUUUUGUAAGGAAAUCUGUAUUAGAUAUUUGAGCAUUUAAUGUAUAAUAUAUAACUAAACAAGAAAAUUAGCAAUAUCUAGUUGCAAUUUCUCAUAACUAGAUCCUAAUAGAAAAAAUUCAUUCGUUUCAUUUUUUCAAUUUUUUUAAAACAUAAACAUUUACUUGCACCUAAACCUUUAGGCUUUAGUCAUAUAUUAUAUUCCACCAUAUGUCACUAAUAAUUAAUAAAAACAUUAGAACUUCAUUAAGAAUACUUAUGGAAAACAACAUCAUACUAAUAAAUGUGUCCCAAACAACAUAAUAAUUAAUCUUGUGUCCAAACAAUAUAAAACAUUAGGUCAUAAUUUUUUAAUGGCUGUUUAUUAAUAUUUUUAAAUUAUUUAAUAAAUUAAAUAAUUGACUAAAACACUCAAAUAGUUUAUGGAAAAAUAAAAAUAAGUACAACUAUUUUUCUGAAGGUUUAGAUACUACAAAAUAAUUUCAUUUAAUAUGAAAUCAAUUAAAUCAAUAGAUUAUUUCAUUUAUAUUUUCAUAAAUAAAAAAAAUUAAUUCAUUUAAACUUUUUAAAAAAUCAUAUUAAGUUAAAUAUGGUAUACAAUUCUAUAGUCUAUAAAUUGACAUCAAAUAAGUUUUGUAGUUAAAUUUUCUUAUCAAAAUAUAGAUCACAUAUUUAAUCAAAUAUAUUACAAAAUUUUAUUAAAUAUUCAUAAUGAAACAAGUUGAAAUAAUUUAAAAAUAAUUAUAUAUAUAAAUAUAAAAUAAAAUAUAUUUAUAGUUUUCAAAUACACUAAAAUAAAAUGUUAAGACAUAUUGAUUUUGUUAAAUAAAACUAUUUCUGCACUUUUAUGGGUUAAAAUCUAGUGGACUAUUAAAUUGGAACAAAGCAUUAAAGGCAAGACUAUGCUUUUAAAUAGUUUUAAUUAGUCUUUUAGACGGUUGAAGAAAUGCUGUUGAUAUACUGAUAUACAAUCCAUCAACAUUGCAUUCUGUAUUUAAGUUUAUUGUGGUUGAUAACUUGAUAUAAAGGCAAUGGCGGAAUCCGUGCUUGGCGGUUAUAACCGGUACAACAACUUAUAGCUGAUCAAGGAAAAUCCGGAUUCAACACCUUAUAGUUAUCCGAAAGUUGGAGACUUGGGUCGGUUUAUGCUGUUCAACCACAAAGGUCCGGUCUAAAUGUCUAAUCCACAGGACCACAACAAAGAUAUACAUAUAAGAAAAACUAGAGUUUGACCCGUGUAUUCGCACAGAUGUUUAAUUUAAUAAAAUAGACAUAUAAUUUUUUUACAAUACAAAAUGUAAUUUGUACAAACAUACAUUCAUAUGGGUAUUUAUUUGAUUUGUAAUUGUGAUAAAUGGACUAUUUUUACUGUGUGUAAUUUGUUGAUUACAAAUAUAUUAUAUAAUAUAUUUGUCGAUUUAUAUUUUUGACUACAGUAACCAUUUUGAUGUAUUUAUUUCUAAAUUAGAGUACCAAUUAUUAUGUUUAUAUAUAUUAAUAAAUCUAUAUUUUAAAAAUUAAAUGUAUCAUGUUUUAAUAACAUAGAUAUAUAUGUCUCUAAAUUUUUUUAUAUGCCAAAUAAAUUUCACUUUUAUUUUUAUUUUUGAGAAAAUAUUAAAUUGAAAUUUAUUUGUUGUAUUCUUAUAAUUAAAUUUAUAUGUGUGAAUUGUAUUAAUCAUCAAAUUAUUUAAUAUAUAUUUUAAAAAUAAGUUUAUAUAUUUUAAUAAAAAUAUCUAUAGUUUAUAUUUUGCAUGUGAAAUAAAAUAAUGAUAUAUAUGAAUAUAUCUAUAACAUUUAAAGUUUGUAGAUACAUUUUAAAUAAAUUUGUUUAGUUUUAUUGUAAAAUUUGGUUACAGAAUAAUCCGGUUAAAAAAUAAUUGUAAGUUUCGUACGUUUGGUUAGAAAAGAAUUUAACAAAAUAAAUGAUUUGUAGUUAAUCAAUUAAGUUUGAAGUUUGGAUAGCGAAAAAUCUAACAAAAUAAAUGAUUUGUUGUCAAUUAAUUAAUAAUUAUUAAUUAGGUAGCGCAUGUAGUUAUUAGAAUGAAAAAAAAUAAUUUCUAAUACUUACUUCACUUUUAAUAAUAUAGUAUAUUAAAAUAGAUAUUUUGAUUAUAUUGAGUAUAUGGAGAACGUUAAAAAGAUAUAAUAUUCAUUGAACAAAUGGACGAUGUUUGUAUAUGUUUUCUUAUUGCUCAUAUGUUGAUCUCGUGUGGUUAAAAUGAUUUUUUCACUUAUUACGUCAUUUAUUUUUAUUUUUUUACACUAUAGUAUAAACAUAUAUAUAAAAAUUGGAUUGUAAAUUACAACUGAUUCAUGAUAUGAUUAUUAAAGUACAAACUAAUUAAUCAUCUUUUUCGGGAAAAAAUAGUCUCAACUGAUUCAUGUUUUGAUAUUCCUUAUUGUUUAGAUUUGUUUAAAUUAUUGUUGCCAUGUUUUUAGUUAAAAAUCAAUUUAGGAAAAUGCAUUAAUAAAACAGGAAAGACAAAGAAUAUCUAUUGUUUGGUUUAUUAAAUACUGCAGUGGCAUUCUAUUGUAAAUAUUGUGCAAGUUUAAGGGUUAGUUUAAUUUUGUACUCCUUUUUUAAUAGAUUAGAUGACUAUCCAAAGAUGGAAGAAACAUGUUAGUGGAAAAAAGUAACGACACGUACAGGUACGUAGUCAUCCAUUUUAUUUGUUUGCUUUGCAUGUUCUAUGUAACAGGAUGGAUCGUGGGAAUACGUCAUUAAUUGAAACAAGAUGACCAUGACCAUAUGCCCCAUAGUGUUUUUUUAAAUAUAAAUUAGUAAUUAUUCAUUAUUAUUUACUCUUUUAUUCUAUCUUUAAUUGUAUUGGCCAGUAAAUCAAAUCAAUCGAAUGGUUUAUUUUGCAUAGUGAAUGUUGUCUUCUUCGUUGGCGGUGUUGUUCGAUGGUGACAUUAGGGUCAGUGUAAGCACAUGAACCCCAUGUUACUCCGCGGCUCCGUUUACUUCUUACUUUAACAACUUUUUGCAUAAAUACGCGUUGUGCGAAAUUGAUGCCUUAAAAUCCUUAUACUGUAUAACAUAAAUUCAAGUUAAAAACAUAUUACACUAUAAAGUAACUACUCUUACUAACUAUCAGUUAUAGUUUUGAGAUAUGUCGAAACAUUUGACCCAUGAACCAUAUUUUGUAUCUUUAGCUUUUUCGUUGGAUUUUCUAUACCGAGCUCCUUUGGGUUGUUUGGUUUAGACGGUUUAAUGUUUUUUUUUGAAGAAAGGCUUUCAAAUUUAAACAAAACAUAAAAGUUUACAAAGAAAAGACUUAACAGCUUAUAGACGGUUUAAUGUUUAGUUUUUGGUUUUUACCAAAAAUGCAUCACAAGAGCUAAACCACCAUGAGUGACUCGAUUUUAAUAUAUUGUAUGUCUUUCUGUUUUCUGUUUUCAGCUGCUUCGUAAGUUCAUGUCCUAUCCAGAAUAAGUCAUUUUCAAGACCACGCCCAAAAAAAAAACUGAAAAAUAAGUCUGCACAUAAUUGGAUUUAGACCCACUUCUCAUAUAGUUAUAAUGUGCAACUAACCACUAGACUAUUGACAGUUUGCGCAACAUAUGACCGGUUAAAUACUUACUAAAAUGGGGGUCGGAAGGCGAGGCUUCCUUCGCUUUGGACCAAGCUCUAUUCGAUGAUCAUGAAUAAUAACAUUGUCAAUAUUUAUACCGCUGCAUCAAAAUAUAACAAAAGCAUUUAUUAGAUAGGAUUGAAAUGUGUUAGAACAGCUAAUUCAGGACCCAUCAGAUCCAUAUUAAAUGCGUCAGUGUUUAUGUAUCCAGCUAAUGUUUGUACUUUGAAGGCGUACGUCAAAGUAUGCCAUUGCUUCUUCAGUUUUAUGAUGUAAUGUUGUAUGGGUCGCAUUAAAAAGGUUUUAAAAAGUCUAAGGAGAAAUAUUAACUGAAUAUAUACACAUACACAUGUGAAAACAUAUAGGUAAUGUAUCAGUUAUCACAUACUUCUAUACACACACUAAUAGUAUUUACUGAGAUAAGUUAUUUUGAUUAUAUAUAUAUAUAUAUUUUUUUUUUUAACCAUGACGAGUUAGUCUGGUGGUAAACGGCUCGCAGCUGCAAGUACGGUCCCGGGUUCGAUUCGCACUGGCCACCAGGGAAUUUACAUGCGGACUUGCUCUGGCGCCCGAGAUCGAAGACCGUUACCUGGCCAUGACCCACCUUCGGGUGUGCGUCCGCGCUGCUAAAGGGUUCGGUCUCUAGUCUGGACCACCACGGUGGGGCCAGGACACUCGGUUAUCUAUAUAUAUUUUUUUUGAAACACAAUUAUUUUAAUUAUAUAUUCACUAACGUCCGCACCUUGUGCGGACUAAUAUAUAUAUAUAUAUACCUAAUCAUUCUUAAUUCUAAUGUUCGUUUUAAUAAAAAAUAUUAAUUUAGAUUAGUAUUAUUAUAAUUAUAAAAGUUCAAUAUUCAUACUGGUAAUCAAUGUGUUAAAUUACGUUCUUUUGUUUCAUAUUUUUAUUUAUGAGAUGUGGAUUUUGGAUCAAAAUUUUUUUUUCUAUAGUAAUAAUCAAAUUAGGAAACUUGGAUUUGAAAUUAAUCAUUUAUGAUAUUUGGACUGAAAGGAUUAUAACAAAAUAACAAUAGCAUAGGAGUGUUCAAUCCAGUAAAACUGAACCAUUCAAAACAGAACCGAAAUAGAGAAAUAGUUUGGAUUUGAUAGUAUCAAAUAAACUGAAUAGAUGUUAUUUUGAAAACCUAGUAUAUGGAUAUGGUUGAGUAUAUUAACUGAUCCAACCGAAGAAAUCGAUUAAUUAGAAUAUAUUAGUAUAUAUAUAUUAUUUUUUUGUCGACGUCCAUCUUCUAAGAUCAAGUGGUAGUCGGGCUUGACUGGUUCUGAAGAGACAUUCUGUCCAGCUGGGUCUGAUUUAUAUGGAAAAGAGAACCCUCUUGUUUCUCGCUUCCUUUGCGAGAGAAUAUACACGCAAAUUCCUGGUCAUUAGUAAUAAAUUUAUAAUAAUCUUUAUUUGAAUUAAUAUUUUCAAUAAAAAUUAGAGAAACUGACUAUAAUAUUAGUCACUAACCAUAAGCUAAAUAUAAGAUAUACAUAAUUAUGAUAUUAUCUGUGGAUAUUGUUAAUAUCUGUUGUUAAUAUAUAUUUAAUUAAAUGUUUUAAAUAUCAUGGUAAUUAUAUACUAGAAUAUUAAAAAAAAUAGUAUAUAUAUAGGUAGAAUAGUUUGAUGUUUAUUAAUUAUCUUAAAUUAUGAUAAAAUUAUAUAUUAAAAAAAAUUAAUAAAUAUUAUUAAUUAAACUGAUGACUUAUGCUAAAAUCAUGGAAAAUAAAACUUAACUUGAUCUUCGAGCCUUGGUUCCUCUUGUAAAUGGAGUGUAAAUAACCAUUUAGAACAACGGCGAUAAAAAAACCCAAGGUUUCUUGGAUACUUUAGUCCAAUAUGAUAAACUCUUGGGCCAAUGAGUUAUGUUUAGCCCAAAGUUUAGGUACAUCCACUCAAAUUUGAUUUUUUUUUCCUCUUGUUUGUUCGAAUAGAGAUUUUUAUGUUUGGUUAAACCCUGGAAGAUCGUAGAACCCCUAUAUGUGUACGUUUGACAUAUUCUAUCUUCUCGAAAAUGGAAAUAUAAAUUACAUUUUCGAGAGAGUUACUAACUUACUAUACCACUCUAAAACAAUAAUGAAGAUUGAAGAGUCUCAUAUCUGUUGAUUCAUAUUUGAAAAGUUUUCAUAUAUCAAACGCUCCCUCUAUAAUUUGGUGGGUCACAUCACAUGUUCUCUAAUUAUUUCAUAUGAAAAGCCAUUAUCCGAAAGAAUUGACAUAUAGGUGUAAAGCAACGAAAAUGAAAUCGAGCGCAGAAACAUGGAUAUCCACGAAUGGACCGUCACAAGAUCUUUCGAUAACAAUUAGUUUUUUUUUAGGUCAAACGUAGAGAGUCAGUGUGUUGAUGAUGAAGCCCCUCGUGUUGUAUAUAGUAGCUGCCAAACACUAACAUAUUCAAAUCGUCCAUCCAAUUAUAAAGCUUCGGAACACAAUAAUUUAAUUCGCCUUUUGACCUCCAUUAUGUCAAAUACAGUCGAACGAUCACGGGGACACAAACAACUAAACAAAGAACCAUUAGUUGCACUUGUCUCAAAGAGUUUUGGAUUUUGUUCAUUUAGCUUUUUCGUUAUUGCUUUUUAUGGGUACGUUCAGUUCAUCUAUAUAUAUGCAGCCAUUAUCUACAGUGGUUGUCACAAAUGCAGAUGCUUUUGUUUCCAAAUAAUUUAACUCUUUUUGCACGACUGAAAAAUAUCGAGUUAAAUAUCAAUAGAGAAAUUCUAUAAAGUUCAAAGAAAUGUGCUUUUUCUUUCUUACAUUUUAAUGGUUUUUCAUUUUCUUUCUGUUCUUCAGGAACUAUAUUUUCUCGCUGAAUUCAUACCCUUUCUUAACUUACUUAUUGAGAAAAAAUCUGAACCGAACUAAAGUGCCUUCAAGUUAGGACCGGAGCCAAGUAGCGGAAUGGUGGAUGUCAUUUCAUAUUCAUAGCUGGUUUAAUGACAGUCUGAAACGUGGAACGAACUAAAAAUGUUCAAUACUAUGUGCUGUGGAUUUACUUUAACCUUGUAUAGAGAAACGAUGCAUGGGAUAAUUAAUUGGAAUUCAUGUAUUAUUUAUUCUCUACUUCUUGCAUGUGGGCUGUGGCCUAUUUCAAAGUAUGGGACUAUGAUCGAUCGUGUACCUCACCCCACAAACCAAAAAGUCCUAAUCUGAAACAGUUUGCUUAAUAUGGUACGUCAAAUCACUCGGGCUUAUUUAUUUUCUAGCAAAGCGUUGUAUAUAUAUAUAUAUAUAUCCAGUUUUCGAACACACCUUUUAUAUGUCUAUGGAAUGUCUUUAUCAAAAAAAAAAAAAAAUCAUACAAGUUGAUUGUAACAUGUUUCUCCUUUCUUGUUUUGGUUCGAUUAAUAUAAGAGAUGGGUAGGUAUUUAACUAGUUAUAAUUCAUCUAUGGGAAUGGUAGGGUCUAAUUAUAAACAUGUUUCACCAAAAAGAAAGAAAAUACAAAGUGGUUUCUAGAAAAACAAGGCAUAAGCAUGUGAACUUCAUCCACUAGCUGAUAUGUUCCUCAAACUAUUACUCUCGAGUGACUUAUAAUCCGGUCCUAACUUGAAUUCAUUUAAGUCAGAUUUAGUUAUUAUCUAGCAAACCAUUGUAUACAUCCAAUUUCCGAACACAUUUUUCGUGUAUCUACGGAACGUCUUUAUCAAAAGUAAUAAUCUCAUAGAAGUUGAUUGUAAAUGUUUGCCGUUCGUAUUUUGAUUAUAUUCAUAUAAGAGACAGUAGGUUGUUAUAAUUCAUCUUCGGGAAUGGUAGGGUCUUAUAAACAUGUUUCAUCACUCAAAGGGAAAAAUAUUGGUUCAAAAAAGACAAGGCAUAAGCAUGUGAACUUCAUCCAAUAGCUCCACCUGAUAUGUUUCCCAAACUAUUACUCUCGAGUGAAUUGCGGUCACAAACUCUUUUAGUUUCCCUAUAUAUACAUGGUGCACUUUGAGAACCUUGCUUACAAACUAACUAAUCCAUUUCUAUAGAAGACCAAGAUAGUAAAAUAUUCAUCACUUAAGAUUUUUUCUUCCUUUCAAGAUCUCUUUUUUAAUUACUUUCAUUGAUCCUCAAAAAUGGGUAUUCAGUUGAUCGGACUGUCUCACGCCAAGCAAAAGCUUCAAAGAAGCUUAUCAGCCAGAAUUGCGAGCCUCUUGGCGAUGUCGGGUACUAAUAAUGUCCCAAAGGGUCAUGUGGCCGUCUACGUGGGUGAGACUUACCAAAUGAAGAGAUUUGUGAUACCUAUAUCAUAUUUAAACCAUCCAUUGUUCCAAAGUUUGCUGAAUCUCGCGGAAGAAGAAUUUGGGUUCGAUCAUCCCAUGGGAGGUCUUACAAUCCCUUGCACUGAAGACUACUUCACUGCUCUAGCUUCUAUUCUAAAUUGUUCAUGAUAAGGGAGCUCACUGAUCAUCCCAAGAUUCAUUAAGAAUAUUUAUACAAAUAUAUUGUGUUUUUUUUCUUUGAAUGUACCCAACUCAGUGUAGAGAAUAACUUGAGAUUGAGAUACUGUGAGUCUCUUUCAGUUUUGGAUCUAAGAAGAUAUUGCCAGUUCUUUUAACUGUUCCACUUUAUAAAGUAUUCAUUUUCUCAGAAAAUUAAUUUAAGUUUCUUUUCUAUGUCGA
Messenger RNA from Brassica rapa (field mustard), 11531 nucleotides. RefSeq names its product auxin-induced protein 15A. Gene Ontology annotation, biological process: response to auxin. Lineage: Eukaryota; Viridiplantae; Streptophyta; Magnoliopsida; Brassicales; Brassicaceae. The record is from RefSeq and is a predicted model, not a curated record.